Molecule: messenger RNA, 1224 nt
Organism: Syzygium oleosum
Lineage: Eukaryota; Viridiplantae; Streptophyta; Magnoliopsida; Myrtales; Myrtaceae
Product: protein EXORDIUM-like 2
Exons: 1
Coding region: 98-1030 (310 amino acids)
Source: RefSeq, a predicted model, not a curated record
CUCUCCCCCUCACACACUCAUCAACCAAGCAGAAGCAAAUCAAUCUCUCGUUCUCUCGUCUUCUUCCUCGUUCUCUUACUUGUUCUUCCCUGUAAAAAUGGCCUCUUCGAGCCACAGCAACUUCGCGAGCCUCGCUUUACCUGUGCUCGUGAUCCUCUGCUUCCUCGGUCCGUGCCCAGCGGCCUCCUCUCUCGUCCAGGAGCAGCCCCUCGUCCUCAAGUACCACAACGGCCCCCUCCUCAAGGGCAACGUCACCCUCAACCUCCUCUGGUACGGCGCCUUCUCCCCCGCCCAGCGCUCCGUCGUCCUCGACUUCCUCCACUCCCUCUCCGCCACGGCCGCCUCCCCGCCCCCCUCCGUCUCCUCGUGGUGGCGUACAACCGCCCGCUACAAGGGCGGCCCUUCCAACCUCGCCGUCGGGGUCCAGAUCCUCGACGAGAGUUACUCCCUCGGCAAAUCGUUGCAGACGGGGCAACUGGCGGCUCUGGCUUCUAAGGUCGGCUACAAGAGCAUCAAGACCAGGGCGCUCGCCAUCAACCUCGUGCUGACCUCCGCCGACGUGGCGGUCGACGGGUUCUGCAUGAGCCGGUGCGGUACCCACGGCUCCGGCGCCGCCGGGAAGGCCAAGUUCACGUACGCGUGGGUGGGGAACGCGGUCAGCCAGUGCCCGGGGCAGUGCGCCUGGCCGUUCCACCAGCCGCAGUACGGUCCGCAGACGCCCCCGUUGGUGGCGCCCAACGGCGACGUCGGGGUAGACGGGAUGGUGAUCAACCUGGCGACGGUGCUGGCGGGGACCGUGACGAACCCGUUCAACAACGGGUACUACCAGGGGGUGGCCGGGGCGCCGCUGGAGGCGGUGAGCGCGUGCACGGGGAUCUUCGGGAAGGGCGCGUACCCGGGGUAUCCUGGCCAAGUCCUGGUGGACAAGACGACGGGGGCGAGUUACAAUGCGAUCGGCGUCCAUGGCCGCAAGUUUCUGUUGCCGGCCAUGUGGGACCCGAAGACGUCCGCGUGCGAGACCCCCGUGUGAAUCGCGAUACUGAAAGUCUAAAAGGAGUUCAUAGCAUAGGUAUGACCGUAUGAGCUUUUGUGGAAAUGCUAGAGGAAUUGUAGUUCAUUUGUUAUUCAAACGAGAAAGAAUGUAAAAAUGUAUAGAAAGUUGCAAUAAUAUGUGAAAGUAAUAAUUUUAUUUAUGGAAAAAUGCAAACUUCUAUUUAUUAUAAA